This is a messenger RNA of Daucus carota subsp. sativus, 1200 nucleotides long. RefSeq names its product dof zinc finger protein DOF5.4. NCBI's taxonomy places the organism in Eukaryota, Viridiplantae, Streptophyta, Magnoliopsida, Apiales, Apiaceae. Gene Ontology annotation, molecular function: DNA binding; DNA-binding transcription factor activity. The transcript has a single exon. Bases 124 to 969 code for a protein of 281 amino acids. Gene Ontology annotation, biological process: regulation of DNA-templated transcription. The record is from RefSeq and is a predicted model, not a curated record.
AGUACGUAGUAGUUUGGAAUAUUUAGUGACAGAAAGAAACAAUGAAUUCGGCAAAUGAAAACUCACCAUCACCAAUUCUUCUGUUAACUCUCCUUGUACAAGCUCCCAACAAUUUCGAUUAAAAUGCAAGACAUGCGCAUUUUCAACACCGGCAUCGAUCGGAGACUCCGCACCAACGCCGCCAUCAACCACCAGCAAGCGCUUAAAUGUCCGCGAUGCGAAUCACUCAACACAAAAUUCUGUUACUACAAUAAUUACAAUCUUGCUCAGCCUCGUUUCUACUGUAAAGCCUGUCGGCGUUACUGGACUAAAGGCGGUGUCCUCCGUAAUGUUCCUGUUGGAGGCGGUAUUCGCAAGGCUAAGCGGUCGUCGAAAAAUAAAAAAUUAAUUUCAACGGCUGAUCAGGCUGAUGCUGAAAAAUCAGCUGAGUCCAAUUCUAGUAGUGAGAGGUCUAGUCUCACCGCGACUACAGAGGUUGUUUCUGCACCAAGCACAAUGAGUUCGUGCCCGAAUCUGUUUAGUUUCGCUACCGAUACCAACUCAUCACAGUUUCCUGUGCCUCAGGUUAAUGAGCCUGGCUUCAAUCAGCAAAAUUUCAUCGAUCCAGACAGUGCUGGAUCGAUGUUCAGUGAUAUUGGACAGUUCACAGAAAUCAUGGCCUCGUCGACGACUGAUCUAGGGUUUAGCAUUGCCGACACUUCAACCUUCAGAUCGGGGAACCAGAACGAUGAUCAAGUGCAACAGAUGCAGAGUAUCAGGCGUUGUGAAUUAUAUUUAGAGGAGACAACUCGGAUUGAGUCUAAGGAAUCUGAUACCAAGAUGAGCAACGAUGGACUUACUGACGUGGAAUGGCGUGUUGAUGAUCAAGAAAUUUAUGAUUUAACAGGGAACGUCGAUGAAGCGUACUGGAGUCAAAAUCAGUGGCCUGAUCAUCAUAGUGACCACUCUUUUCAUUUCCACCUCCCAUAAUAUUCCUCAUCACAUUUUAACUUAUUCUCAAUUGUAUGAUUUUCGGUUUCUUUCUCCUUAAUUAUCCAUGUAAAUCUCUGUUUUCCUUUCGGGUUUUUUCCCAUAUCUAUUAAUUAGUGUUCAUCUGGAUUCUGGAGCUAACUGAGAUGUAACUAUAAAAGUUUGCUUGCUUGUUAAUUGUAUCAAAUUACUCUGAUAUAUAUAUAUAAGAUAGCGAGGUUUGCUCUAUAA